Molecule: messenger RNA, 2259 nt
Organism: Actinia tenebrosa (Australian red waratah sea anemone)
Lineage: Eukaryota; Metazoa; Cnidaria; Anthozoa; Actiniaria; Actiniidae
Product: thioredoxin reductase 1, cytoplasmic
Biological process (GO): cell redox homeostasis; glutathione metabolic process; cellular response to oxidative stress
Cellular component (GO): cytosol; mitochondrion
Molecular function (GO): glutathione-disulfide reductase (NADPH) activity; thioredoxin-disulfide reductase (NADPH) activity; flavin adenine dinucleotide binding
Source: RefSeq, a predicted model, not a curated record
UUCAAGUAACCGCAGACGCGGAUGUAGUCUUUUCAAACUGGUGUGUUUGAAAGUAAGUCUGCGAAAGAGGGUUUUCUUCAAAUUACUAGAAAAGGCCAUAGGUGUCCAAGGUUCAAUCCUGAAGCGAGCUAGGCCGCCUUCGCCGGAYGAGACGGACGUCAAAAUGGCACCGGCCAACAUCCAGCGAUUGAUUGAAGACAACGUGAAGAAUCACACAGUGAUGAUUUUCUCGAAAUCCUACUGUCCAUUUUGCAAAAAGGUUAAAGGAAUAUUUGAUUCUAUCAACGUGCAGUACAAUGCAAUGGAAUUAGACUUAUUAGAAAACGGCAAAGACAUUCAAGAUAAGUUAGCAGAGAUGUCUGGUCAAAAGACUGUACCAAAUGUGUAUAUCCAGGGGAAGCAUAUAGGAGGCUCAGAUACUAUCCAGAAGCUUCAAGAAGAGAAGAAACUAAUACCCUUGAUUAUCCCACCCAGUAAGAAUUAUGAAUAUGAUUUGAUUGUCAUCGGUGGUGGGUCAGGUGGACUUGCAUGUGCAAAGCAAGCUGCAGCUUUAGGAAGGAAAGUAGCAGUCUUAGACUUAGUCAAACCAACUCCAACAGGAACAACAUGGGGUCUUGGAGGUACUUGUGUGAAUGUAGGGUGCAUACCAAAAAAACUGAUGCAUCAAGCAGCCCUUUUAGGUCAUGCAAUAGAAGAUGCCAGGCUAUUUGGUUGGGAAUUUGAUUCAAAAGUUCAGCACCAGUGGGAAACCAUGAGAGAGGCCAUUCAAAACUACRUUGGAUCUUUGAACUGGGGAUACAGAGUUCAGCUGAGAGACAAGAAAGUUACCUACAAAAAUUCCUACGCAGAAUUCAUUGACAAUCACACAAUUAAGGCUACUGAUAAAAAAGGCAAAGAGACAACCAUGACAGCUGAGACAUUUGUGCUAGCAACUGGUCUGCGACCUCGUUAUCCAGAUAUCCCAGGAGCUAAGGAGUUUGGCAUCACUAGUGAUGACCUAUUCUCAUUGUCCUACUGCCCUGGUAAGACAGUACUGAUUGGUGCAUCUUAUGUAUCAUUAGAAUGUGCAGGAUUUCUAGCUGGUAUUGGCCUGGAUGUAACUAUUUUGGUCCGCUCUAUUUUACUAAGAGGUUUUGAUCAACAAAUUGCAGAAAGAGUGGGAGAAUAUAUGGGAAACCAUGGAGUUAAGUUCAAAAGACCUGCCAUCCCAACAAAAGUAGAAAAAAUAGAAGAUGGUACUCCUGCCAAACUGAAGGUCUACUACAAGGAAGUUGAUACAGGAAAAGAGAGUUUUAUUGAGUGCAACACUGUCAUCUUUGCUAUUGGUCGAGAUGCUUGCACCUUAGGGAUAGGAUUGGACAAGGUUGGGGUUUCCUUGAAUCCAAAGAAUAACAAAGUGAUUGCAGGUGAUAAUGAACAGUCGAAUGUACCCAACAUAUAUGCCGUUGGUGAUAUAUUGAAUGAUAAACUGGAACUCACUCCUGUUGCUAUUGAGGCUGGUAAACUCUUGUCCCGGAGGCUUUAUAAUAAUGACUCUACUUUGUGUGACUACAUCAAUGUGCCAACAACAGUCUUUACUCCUCUGGAGUAUGGAGCAUGUGGUUACUCAGAGGAAGAUGCUAUAGAAAAGUUUGGAGCAGAGAAUAUUGAAGUGUACCAUGCUGAAUUCCAACCUCUGGAGUAUACUGUAGCUGAAAGGGAGAAAAAUGCCUGCUAUUCUAAAUUGGUCUGUAACAAGGCAGACAACGAGAGAGUUGUAGGCUUUCACUACCUUGGACCAAAUGCAGGAGAAGUCACACAAGGAUAUGCAGUGGCAUUGAAGUGUGGUGCUACUAAAGCAGACUUUGAUCGUACCAUUGGUAUUCAUCCUACUUGCUCUGAGAAUUUCACUACCUUAGACAUCACCAAGAGCUCCGGUGUGGAAUUCGUAACUACAGGCUGCUGAGGUUAAGCCCCUACUGUUAACACCCAGCACAUAUCAAGUGGAUAUUAAGCUGGGUAACAGUAGGGUAGAUAUAUGAACCAUAUGACCUGGGUAUAUAAUGGCGGAAAAUAAAUACCUGUCAAGUAUGAUGGCUUAGUUUCCAAACCCAUUUCACUGGGUGAACCUAGCUUGAAGAUAUAUGCCUGUGGUCUUGACUUACUCUUUUCUUUUAUGAUACUUCAAACCAUUUAUUUUACAUACAUGUAAUGGUAAUAAUAUGCCAAUGCUUCCAAAUUAAGUGUGACAUGAUGAAAAUUUGAACAUUUUUUUGUAAG